AUGAUGGUGACAGGGAUGCUGCCUCAGCACUGGAUGGACCAACGGCUUCAAUUCUCCCCGGUUGCCUACGCCACAGAUGCUUCCGAAGAAGGUGGAGGUGCUUGUAGUACCAUUGGUUUAACGGCGCGCGGGCGUGCCAAGUGCCACAUGGGGUGCUGCGAGUCGUUUGAUUAUGAAGGAGGACAAGCUGAUCCCGUGGUGCUGAUUGAGGCUUUUGGCGGCAUUGGAGGGCUUCGGCGCUCAAUGGAAUUGCUCGGAGUCAUGCCCUUGGGGACCUGCCAGUCAGGUAGCUUCAGUGCACGGCUGCUGGUCUUCAAAUCCUCCGCAAUUCUCAGGAGGUCGUCCAGCAACCGCGAAGAGGCCGCCGCUGCUCCUUGGCGAUUCUUGUUCAAAGAGGAGUGGUUCACACAAGGCCAGCCUCCCCCCAGCACAACUUCAGCAGCACGAGGGAAGAGCCUCCGCCAGUCCAGAAUCAUCUUUUUGUCAACCUUCUUGAUGUCAUCGACCGUGAUGACAAAGGCACAAUGCUUCUUUGCCAGCUUUAUGCACAUUGGGUCCGAGUCGAUGGUCAUGGAUGAGACCGAUCUCGUCGUUCAAACUGAGGCCAUUGGCUGCGACCCCAUUUUUGUGGAGGCGGCAGAAGUCUUGCACUGCCGCAGGCCCCGGCUUUUCUGGAUCAAAGGACUGGAGGUCAUAGAGGGCAAGGACCUCGUGCUGUACCGUGACCAGCAAGUGGGAACCCUCACCAAAAAGCUCACUCUGACAAGAUUCACGGUGAAGAAGCCACCCUUGGAGCUGUUUCUCCGUGAAGGAUGCAGUAAGCUGACACAGAAGGAGGAGCCCUUCUUCACCUUCGCACGCCCGCAUCCCAAAGCAAGCGAGCCACGGGAAGCUGCUGGGUAUGAUCGCUGCAAUGACAAAACCCUUGGCAGAUGGAGAGGUGAUGCUUGGAGACUUGCGCCUUACCAGUACAGCGACCAAAACAUGGUUCGCUCUCCUCAUGGCGUCCGAAGAUUGCUCGGCGAUGAACAGCUGCGGAUGUUGGGCUACAACAGUGAUCAUUUUCAGAUCAAACAGAAAAUCAGUGAGGAUCAGCAACAACAGCUCACUGGCAACACUUGGCCGGUCUUGGUAGUGGCCCGUCUGCUGGCUGCGAUGGCAAUUCCGCACAAGCAUUUUGCUGAGAAGAACAUCACAGAGGAGCUCUGGGAGGUCUGGCGCUCUUUGGAGGAGCGCGUUACCCAGCUGCGGAGCCAGAGCUGGGCGGUCAAGUUUGGUCCGUUGGCAGGGGCUGGAGCAGGGUUCCGAUGUCAAGAUGGAGAGCGGAAUCCCAUUUUGCGCCAGCGACUUUGCGCGCCGCUCAGUGGAGUGUGGGCCUGGAAAGUCCUGAUGAGUUACAGCUGGAAACAGUCAGGCCAUAUCAACCAGCUCGAAGCUAUCGCAGUGCUUGACCUCCUCAAGAAGCUGGGGCGGUCCAAAGACAACCACCUCAAACGCAUUUUGCUCAUGGUGGACAACACAACGGUGCUCAACAUUCUCGCCAAAGGCAGAACGUCGUCUUCCCUUUUGAAACCCACAUUGAGACGUACAGCAGCUCUCCUGCUCGCAUGCUCCUUGCGCCUGGUGCUGGCCUGGGUCAAGUCCGACUACAACCUGGCUGAUGGCCCUUCACGUUGGAAGGGCAGAAAGAAAAGGAUCCAUGGCCAGACGUAA
Molecule: messenger RNA, 1713 nt
Organism: Cladocopium goreaui
Lineage: Eukaryota; Dinophyceae; Suessiales; Symbiodiniaceae
Source: the annotation of a GenBank genome assembly